Molecule: messenger RNA, 1525 nt
Organism: Zingiber officinale
Lineage: Eukaryota; Viridiplantae; Streptophyta; Magnoliopsida; Zingiberales; Zingiberaceae
Product: serine/threonine-protein phosphatase PP2A-1 catalytic subunit-like
Exons: 6
Coding region: 202-1122 (306 amino acids)
Biological process (GO): peptidyl-serine dephosphorylation; mitotic cell cycle
Cellular component (GO): cytosol
Molecular function (GO): protein serine/threonine phosphatase activity
Source: RefSeq, a predicted model, not a curated record
CGACCAGAUCAACUCGGCUUCCCAGUCGUCUCUCUCUUUCCGACCCUAACCCUACCCUUCGUCGCGAGUCCUCGAUCUCCAACUUUGAUGCUUCGAUCCGCCUAGUUGACUCCUCUCCCGCCCUUACUUCGAUUCUCUCCGUCUGAUCGAUCACCGUUUGCGGAUCGGAGUGGCGCGAAGAGGGCUUUUUCGCCAACUGCGAUGCCGUCCUACGCGGAUCUUGACCGUCAGAUCGAGCAUCUGAGGCAAUGCAAGUUCUUGCCGGAGGCGGAGGUGAAGGCUCUCUGCGAGCAGGCCCGGGCGGUCCUCGUGGAGGAGUGGAAUGUGCAGUCGGUGAAGUGCCCCGUCACAGUAUGUGGGGACAUCCACGGGCAGUUUUACGAUCUCAUCGAGCUGUUCCGAAUUGGUGGCGAGGCACCCGAUACGAAUUACCUAUUCAUGGGGGACUAUGUAGAUCGUGGUUACUACUCCGUGGAAACUGUCUCACUUUUAGUUGCCUUGAAAGUUCGUUACAGAGAUAGGAUCACGAUUCUUAGAGGAAAUCAUGAGAGCAGGCAAAUAACACAAGUGUAUGGAUUUUAUGAUGAAUGCUUAAGAAAGUAUGGAAAUGCAAAUGUGUGGAAGUACUUUACUGAUCUAUUUGAUUACUUACCCCUUACAGCUCUUAUAGAGAAUCAGAUAUUCUGUUUGCAUGGUGGUCUCUCCCCAUCCCUGGACACAUUAGAUAAUAUCCGCGUUCUCAAUCGCAUUCAGGAGGUUCCACAUGAAGGUCCUAUGUGUGAUCUUCUCUGGUCUGAUCCAGAUGAUAGAUGUGGCUGGGGCAUAUCACCAAGGGGAGCAGGAUACACAUUUGGGCAGGACAUUGCCCAACAAUUUAACAAUACAAAUGGACUCACAAUGGUGGCCAGAGCCCACCAACUUGUCAUGGAAGGCUAUAAUUGGUGCCAGGGUAAUAAUGUUGUCACAGUAUUUAGUGCACCGAACUACUGUUACCGCUGUGGUAAUACAGCAGCUAUAAUGGAGAUCGGGGAGAACAUGGAACAAAAUUUCCUUCAGUUUGAUCCAGCCCCACGGCAAAUUGAGCCUGAAACUACUCGGAAAACUCCAGACUACUUCUUGUGAUGUUGAUAAUUCUCACCAGCACUGCUUUAUCUUCCACAAGCUUGUCCAGUAGACAUGUUGUAGAAAGAGUUUUAGUAAUCGGGGAGGCCACCAUCUUUUCUUCGGACUCUGGGCAAUGGCAGUCGCUGGUUCUACUGCUGUUGUUAAUUUCACGAGAUGUUUCACUGCGCAUCUGGUUCUAUUUGGAGUGAUGAAGCAUCAAGGAGCAUCUGAUUCUCUUCAGUUCAUACACACAUUUCUGUCUCAGAAAGCACAAUCUCUCAUUGCUUGCAUAUGUUUGAUUAUAUUUGAUUUAUCUUUGCUCUUUGUUGGUUUGGCGUAUCGUAUAAUACAACUAUAUUUCUUUGCAAAGAAUACUAAUCGCUGUAAGCGGCUAAAUUUAAGUGACGACAUGUUUGAGACA